CUGACUCAAUAACAACAACAGUAGCUAUGGAUGGAGCUAGUCCAACUGACUCAAUAACAACAACAGUAGCAGCUGUGGAUGGGGCUAGUCCAACUGACUCAACAAUAUCAACAGUAGCUGUGGAUGGAGCUAGUCCAACUGACUCAAUAACAACAGUAGCUGUGGAUGGAGCUAGUCCAACUGACUCAAUAACAGUAGCAGCUGUGGAUGGAGCUAGUCCAACUGACUCAAUAACAACAACAGUAGCAGCUGUGGAUGGAGCUAGUCCAACUGACUCAAUAACAAAAACAGUAGCAGCUGUGGAGGGAGCUAGUCCAACUGACUCAAUAACAAAAACAGUAGCAGCUGUGGAGGGAGCUAGUCCAACUGACUCAAUAACAAAAACAGUAGCAGCUGUGGAUGGAGCUAGUCCAACUGACUCAACAAUAUCAACAGUAGCUGUGGAUGGAGCUAGUCCAACUGACUCAACAACAUCAACAGUAGCUGUGGAUGGAGCAAGUCCAACUGACUCAAUAACAUCAGUAGCUGUGGAUGGAGCUAGUCCAACUGACUCAAUAACAUCAGUAGCUGUGGAUGGAGCUAGUCCAACUGACUCAACAACAACAAUAACAACAGUAGCUGUGGAUGGAGCUAGUCCAACUGACUCAACAACAACAAUAACAACAGUAGCUGUGGAUGGAGCUAGUCCAACUGACUCAACAACAUCAACAGUAGCUGUGGAUGGAGCUAGUCCAACUGACUCAACAACAACAACAGUAGCUGUGGAUGGAGCUAGUCCAACUGACUCAACAACAACAACAGCUGUGGAUGGAGCUAGUCCAACUGACUCAACAACAUCAACAGCUGUGGAUGGAGCUAGUCCAACUGACUCAACAACAUCAACAGCUGUGGAUGGAGCUAGUCCAACUGACUCAACAACAUCAACAGUAGCUGUGGAUGGAGCUAGUCCAACUGACUCAACAACAUCAACAGUAGCUGUGGAUGGAGCUAGUCCAACUGACUCAACAACAGUAGCUGUGGAUGGAGCUAGUCCAACUGACUCAAUAACAUCAACAGUAGCUGUGGAUGGAGCUAGUCCAACUGACUCAACAACAACAACAGUAGCUGUGGAUGGAGCUAGUCCAACUGACUCAAUAACAUCAACAGUAGCUGUGGAUGGAGCUAGUCCAACUGACUCAACAAUAUCAACAGUAGCUGUGGAUGGAGCUAGUCCAACUGACUCAACAACAGUAGCUGUGGAUGGAGCUAGUCAUCAUGCUGGUCUCUCACUGCAUGGAGGAGCAGAAUCCAUCCAGACUCACUCUGCUGGUCUGUCCAGUCCCUGAUCCCUCUCUGUCUCAUAGAAUGGAGUGCAGGUACGCCAGAAGUACACAUUCCUCUUCGUAAAAACUUUAUUGUCCCAACGUUGGACAAUAUGAUAUGUAGCAAAAACAGGAACAAAUAUGUACAAGCAGACACACACACCCCCCCCCCCCCUAGAACACCUAGGAGAACACCUAGGAGAACACCUAGGAGAACACCUAGGAGAACACCUAGGAGAACACCUAGGAGAACACCUAGGAGAACACCUAGGAGAACACCUAGGAGAACACCUAGGAGAACACCUAGGAGAACACCUAGGAGAACACUUGUGCUGAAGUCUCCUCUGGUCACUCUCUUUCUAAUGAUGAAUUAAACACUAACGGGAAAAUGAUUGCCGUCUCAGUAUAUGGUUUGGAUUGAAUGGUAGCACUGUACAAAUUCCUUUAUAAUUCACACGACUGAAAAAUGAAGUUAGACGUAACCGAAGAUAGAUGUCAUUUUAAAACCAUUGUUUUCCAUAAUUAAAAGGCAGAUCUGUGGCUUACAGACAA
This is a messenger RNA of Salvelinus namaycush (lake trout), 1853 nucleotides long. RefSeq names its product cell wall protein DAN4-like. NCBI's taxonomy places the organism in Eukaryota, Metazoa, Chordata, Actinopteri, Salmoniformes, Salmonidae. The record is from RefSeq and is a predicted model, not a curated record. The transcript is spliced from 2 exons. Bases 27 to 1325 code for a protein of 432 amino acids.